AGAAAGAAAAGAGACUGAAUUGAAAAAAGUUGACAGAGAAAUAAUGGCUUCAGUUUUGAACGAGAGAAGCGGAGAUCAAGAACCCAAGACAGGGUGGAAGGGGAACGCUUUGUCUUCAAUAUCUGCACCUCCUUUACAGCUUUUGGCAAUAGUUGGCAUAGUGGUGUUCUUGUUAUGGGUUUCAUCACAUAUGAAUUCCAAGUCAGCCAUGGAGACAACAAGUAACACCAACGUUAAUCUGUUCCUCUUGUUUCUGCCUCUUGUGAUAACCCUCAUCGCUCAGUUCGGACGGUUCGGGGUGGCGGUUCCGGCGACAAAUAAUAAUGCUACUACUACAAGUAGUUCUUAUGGUGAUGGAGAUGAAGGGCCAUCACCUUGGGGGUGGGUUCCCUUUGUUGUGUUGCUUUUGGUUUUGAUCUCCAACCAACUUCACCCUUUCAUUGUCAUGGCAAUUGUGUCUUUAUAUAUGUAUGUGGUAUCAACCUAAAGCAGUUUUUUUCCUUCUACUUAUUUGG
Messenger RNA from Lotus japonicus, 515 nucleotides. RefSeq lists its product as uncharacterized. The record is from RefSeq and is a predicted model, not a curated record. NCBI's taxonomy places the organism in Eukaryota, Viridiplantae, Streptophyta, Magnoliopsida, Fabales, Fabaceae. The transcript has a single exon. The coding region runs from base 44 to 487 and encodes 147 amino acids.